AUGCUGGCAGAGCAUCCAGCUAAGCUUCGCAGAGAUUCUGUCGCAACGCUUGACCCAUUUACGUUUGACCCCAAACUAGACUCGACAGGAAGGCGAACAUCGGAUUCCGCAGGGCUGGAUAGUAUAGUAAUCUUUUUCGAGGAGUUUGGUGUGGUCGCAAAGGUUACUGAAGCCACCUUUGACCAGUAUUGGCUACGACAAAGUCUAAAGAUGAGCGACGCCAUGGAUGAAGAGAUGGAGGACUUUGUCGCCCGCAAGGCAAGCGUAUCAAGCGUGAGGGAGGUUGAAGUCCUCGUUCUCGUCCGCGUCAUCUGUGGUUUCUAUGCACCCACCAGAAAAACGUCGGGGACAACAGACGGAAAGUUCAUGACCAAGAUAGCAAUAGUGUAG
This is a messenger RNA of Alternaria arbusti, 390 nucleotides long. RefSeq lists its product as uncharacterized. The transcript has 3 exons. The record is from RefSeq and is a predicted model, not a curated record. Lineage: Eukaryota; Fungi; Ascomycota; Dothideomycetes; Pleosporales; Pleosporaceae. The coding region runs from base 1 to 390 and encodes 129 amino acids.